Molecule: messenger RNA, 2024 nt
Organism: [Candida] anglica
Lineage: Eukaryota; Fungi; Ascomycota; Pichiomycetes; Serinales; Debaryomycetaceae
Source: the annotation of a GenBank genome assembly
UUGCCACCAAGUAGUGCUAAUUUGUUGGUUUUUUUAUUUAAUAACAACAACAACUUUGAUGGCUCGUGGAUCUAAAACUUCUGGUGUUAGAGGUCCUAACUCGGCGUUGACCGAGUUUUUAAGAGUUGAAGGUAUUACUGAUGGCUUUAGAAAUCGAAGGAAUAGACAAUCAGAACCUGCUGAAUCGGUGCUGGCGCUGCCUGACGUAGAGGAUGAACCACAACCUGUUACUGUGAAUAGACGUAGAGGUAGGGGUCGACUUAGCCGGGCAGUAGAAGAGGAAGAAGAGGAAGAUGUUGAUGAAGACGAUGAAAUUGUUGUGAUGAGAUCUGCUGCCCGAACAAAGAGAAGAUUGGCGAGAAGAAAUGGAGAUGGUCCAGAUUCCGAUUAUAGUUCUGAAGGCAGUAAUUUUUCUGAAGAUGAUAAUGAAAGUAAGAAUAAGAAAUUUGGAGAAAAGGAUGAAUGUGUAGACUGUGAAAACACAUUUCUUAUAUCGGUAUAUUCAAGAUAUGAUGAUGCUAGAAAGGGAUACCUCUGUGAGGACUGUCACGAAGAACUUAAAAAAAGAGAGCGUAAUGCACGUAAGAACCAGUUGAAUGCUCGUCGUAAAAGAAAGAAGAUGGCCCUGGCUUUGCUUGAUAAGGCAGAGGUUAAAGUUCCGUCUCUUCAAGAUGUUUGCAUUAAAAAGAUUACUCAGAAUAUCGACGAUGUGGAUGUUUUGGGAGAUAUUGGACAAGCCAAUAUGAAUAAGAUCUCGAGAAUUUUAUCAAGGAAUAGGUCCAUGAAUAGCACCACGGCAACUCUCUUUCUCCAUCCAGAUUUGAAAACAUUAGAGUUAUGGGAUUGUUCAAACGUAGACUCGGAUGCAUUGAAUAAAAUUGCUCUGUUCUGCCCUCAAUUGGAGUCUCUUACUCUUUUUAUGUGUGGACAUCUUCAUAAUGAUAAUUUGAAGUAUUACAAUGCAAAACUACCGCAUUUGAAGUCGCUUUCAUUAAAUGGGCCAUUUUUGAUUAGUGAUAUUAUGUGGCAAGAGUUUUUUGAAGGUGACAUUAGACUCUCACAAUUUGAAGUGCGAAACACUCAUCGAUUUGGUAAUGAUUCCUUGAUAUCUUUAUUAGAAACCACUGGAUCGAAUCUUACUCUGUUGAAGCUUUCUCGUUUAGAUGGUCUCAAUUCAGCCGCUAUUUAUGAACUCAUUCCUCAUUAUAUCCAACCUAAUAUGUUAAAACAUUUGGAAAUAUCGUACCCAACUGAUGAAGAUUUAAUUACUGAUGAACUAAUGAUCAAUAUCCUAUCCAUUUCAGGUGAGAGUCUAACUCAUUUGAAUGUAGAUGGGUGUACAAGUCUUACUGAUAGAUUUCUAGAAGAGGGUGUUUCAAAGUUCUGCCCCGCCUUGACAUCCUUAUCAAUGAAAUUAUUAGAUCAAGUGACUGAUGCUGGGUUUUCACGUGCAUUUGAUGGUUAUUCAUUUGUCAAUAGUGGAGGUUUGAUUGAUGUUAAUCUCACGAAAUGCACUGGUCUUGAAGAUGGUGCUAUAUACUCCCUUUUCCGUCAUUCUGGACCCACCUUGGUUGAACUUAAUCUUAAUUCAAUUUACAAAUUAACUAAGGACUUUUUCAUUCAAAUAUUUACCGACGACUUGAACCCAAAGAAGAAAGCUUUGAAAGAAGCGGUAGAAGCAGCUAAGGAAACUGAAAGAGAAGCCGAACCACUGGGUACUGAAGAUGAGGACGAAAUACAAGAGUCUCCUCAAAAAUACUUUCUGGAAAUCAAGUUGCCAUUAUUGACUACAUUGGAUGUUGGAUUCGUUAGAGCUGUUGAUAAUGAAGUACUAAACUUGGUAAGUGAAAAGUGUACAAAACUAAAGAUCUUAGAAGUUCAUGGGAACAACAGAUGUACAUCAAGGGCUACGGUUAGAGAAGGACUUCUCAUAAUUGGAAGACAAAGCGAUUGUAUGUAGGUGGGUAAUGUAUGUUUUCGUAUUAUUUUCUAUUAAAAAUAGUAGCAUCAUUUUUUCUUUUGCU